GCUGAAGUGGUCUCCCAGCCCGCAGACAUUCAUGGCUGUUUGUGAGAGCUUAUACUAAGAACUCUCUCUGGACUCGAUACUACUAGGUCUUGUCGACAGCACUGACCCAAGUCCCUGUGCCUGGACCUCGAAACAGCCCCCCGUCAAACUCGGUCUCCACCCUGGGGACAGUGCCGGGUGUUGUACUAAACACUCCCCUCCAUCAUCUGCCGUUCCUCUGGCCACCAUCCAUUUCCAUAUACAAGUGCACACUUGCACCAUCAACCUCAAACAUCACUUCCCCGGUGUCUUGAGUAUCGUGUUGUUCCUUCGCUUCCACCACACCUUGCGCCAAACACGUCUCGCGAGAUUCUUUUAUCUCGACUAUCUUGUUUGGCCUGAUCUGUAUCGACAUUGAUGUUCUCAGGACCACGUUACUAGUGACGGGUCAAAGUCCAGGCAACUUGGUCUGGUUGAGGAAGCGGCAAAGUUGAAUAGUUUAUGCUCCCAUGACAACCGCAACGGCAUACCCGGCCACUAUGGCAGAUUUGAGAGGACACCCAGGGCAUUCAAGCAUGUGGUCAAGUUACGGAGGCUCAGUACACAUACCAGGUCGGGUGGCAGAUCCCAUGCCAUCAACUUCUUCGCCGCUCUCAGGACGGACUAGUAGUAAUCAUACCGAGAUGGAUCAGCCCUCUUACCCCUACAGCCGAUAUCCCCAAGACGACCAAGAAGCAUACGACAGACCUGCGCACCCAGAAAUUGUCUCACAUCAUGGCUACCCAAACCUGAAGAGAUCUUUCUCCGAAGCAGAACCACCUGCUUACCAGGAAAUUGUCCAGGAUCUCCGUGAUGACAGCUCCAAGAUGACAGCCAGCCACGAGCACAAGCUCUUGGCCUUCAAGAGAACACAGGAUAAACACACCAUUGUCGACCAGCAAGGCCGCAUGCAACAACUAGAGUUGUCCGCUCAACUCCACGGGAUGUUCUUCCUUUCCGAAAUGCCUGCGAACACAUCGGAUGGCUCGCUCAGACAGCCUGAGUUGACCUGUUACCGAAGAAAUCUUUUUCAAAUCAGCGGCACCCUUGUUACUCCACGAGGUCAACUGUCUGUGAUCACCGAAUCUGGCGAGACUGUUGCAGUCAGUAACAUGGAGGUUACUAUUUCUGCCAUUGAGUCUGUUGAUGGCAACCCGGUCCGAUUAAUCGUGAUUCCGUGGAAAACCCCUCCACCAAACUCACCAGAGACAAACCAAACCCCUGAUCAAGAACCGCAGUCUCUGCCCCUAAUUCCUUUCCAGGACGAUGGGACAGAAUCCGAUGGUGAAUAUGCCGUUUAUCCUAUCGGGUGGCGACGCCUUCAAUUUAGGAUUGCAACUGCAAACAAUGGUCGUCGAAAGGAGCUUCAGCAACAUUUCGUCCUCCAUCUCAAAGUCGUUGGAACAUUGGCCAAUGGUAACAAGACUGUGCUCACGGAAUCCACCACGGCGCCCAUCGUCGUCAGGGGGCGAAGCCCUCGUAACUUUCAAGCUCGAAAAGAGAUCCCUUUGUUAGGAUCCAGUGCAGGAUCCCGAGGACAAGCCCUUGUGGAAACUGGAGUUGGAGUUGUUGCGGGCCCCCUGAGCGCAAAGCACCAGGAAGCGAAACCAAGAGGCAUUGACGCCCAACUCCCGCGGACAGCCUUUACCUUCAACGCGCCAAAGAUCCCGGGUACACAAUUAGGCCCAAUACGAUCUAACUCAUAUCCAACUUGGGGGACACCGCCAGCCCAGGUUCCCUUGGGUCAUAUCCCAACCUCUGGCGCAGAGAGUUACCCUGCGGCGUCAAUGGGCCCUCUGGCUGGUACGGCUAGUUUUCCUGCUGAAUCACAAGGAAUGCCCAUCCAAUCAUCGAUGGAACCCCCUGUGCCCAUAUCCAUGGUAACGAAUGAUUCGGAGCACCCACCAGUCCGAUCCCAGUAUACUUAUAAUAUGCAGACAACGACUGGCCCCCCGCAGUUAUCGAUACACACCACUCCGCUCGGAAGCCAUGACCAGGCCAUGAACAUCCCUCGUUACGUCGAUAACCCAAGGCCGUUGAAAAGCCCACGACACAUGAGUCAUCCAUCGAUAAGGAGUGCGGGCUCAGUAGCGAACACCGACGCCUCUCCAGAAUAUCGAUACGCCCCGUAUGCCCCCGUGAGCUCGAGUUCUAGCGAGGUUGCACAGCCCAGCUACAACCCAGAAACGUCUGGGCCACCUUCAGUGCCUGCAAGAGACUACUACGCGCCUGCACACACCUGGACAUCAGCGUCUGGGGAGCAUAGUACGAAUCUGGCAUAUGCCAGCACUGCCGAGUCUCGACCAUACCCUUUCCCUCAAGACGAGUACAAGAGUACGCCUGCGGGAUCGUCGCCAUCGAAGACCGAAUCGAGCCAGCCGCAGGGUUCGUCGGUCUACAACGGAGCCGCGAGAGGCUCUUUUGAUGCCAUGCAUCAAUAUUCCUGGAAUGGGAACUAGACUUCUAUGUCUUAUUUUAUCCACAGUUAAGAAGCUCGCGUUUGACGAUAUACAAAAAGUUGCCAUCAAAAGAUGUUGGCCUAACGAGAAGCAUGACAACCACUGGACUUGUGGAGCGCUUGGUUCGUUUGUCAGUGAGCUUGUAACAAUACCUACUGGAGUUUUUCUAUUUUUUUUAUUUUAUUUUUUUUUAUGACGGAUGGUGUUGGCAAUCUGAAUUGGGCGGCUUGAGUUGAUUUGAAACAUGGAUACCAGAAAGUAGACGGAGCCGGAGGCAGAGGCAAGAAUGAUGAAGAGUUAAUGGAGGUGAAAAGGAUUGGCCGAAGGAGAAAGAAGGAAGAGGAUUUGAUACACGAGGAUUGAUAACGGAUGACUAGAGGCUAAUGACGCUGGGGAACGAUGAGAACUGGUCAAUUCGAAACCUCUCAUUAAUGCAGAGCGGCUGGUUCUGCAACGAUUCGAGACGCCGUUGCAUAUCUGGGGCUAAAGGACGGUUCAGGCGAAACAAGGGCGUAUCUUCUUCUCUGAUGACUUUGUUUGUUGAGAUAUUCUUGUGGAUUUUCUCCUGCGGGUAUCAAUCUGCGGAUUGUACCAGCUCCGUCAUAGGGCGGUGUUUAUUUUGUCAAGUGGCAUGUCCAAAAAGUUGCCACUGAGCUCGAGUCCCUUAUGUAUCAAUGAAGUAGUUUAAAAAAAAAAAAAACAAUCGGAAUGUGAUGAAGGA
Molecule: messenger RNA, 3198 nt
Organism: Fusarium verticillioides 7600
Lineage: Eukaryota; Fungi; Ascomycota; Sordariomycetes; Hypocreales; Nectriaceae
Exons: 3
Coding region: 489-2477 (662 amino acids)
Biological process (GO): positive regulation of transcription by RNA polymerase II; meiotic cell cycle
Cellular component (GO): nuclear chromosome
Molecular function (GO): DNA-binding transcription factor activity; DNA binding
Source: RefSeq, a predicted model, not a curated record